Centropristis striata (black sea bass) is the source of this 861-nucleotide messenger RNA. It is a transcript of the gene gins1, whose product is annotated as GINS complex subunit 1 (Psf1 homolog). The record is from RefSeq and is a predicted model, not a curated record. The transcript is spliced from 8 exons. Bases 196 to 786 code for a protein of 196 amino acids. Gene Ontology annotation, cellular component: GINS complex. NCBI's taxonomy places the organism in Eukaryota, Metazoa, Chordata, Actinopteri, Perciformes, Serranidae. Gene Ontology annotation, biological process: DNA strand elongation involved in mitotic DNA replication; DNA replication.
GGUCUGGAGGUCUGGAGCCCGGAGGUCUGGAGGUCUGGAGCCCGGGGGUCUGGAGGUCUGGAGCCCGGGGGUCUGGAGGUGUGGAGCCCGGAGGUCUGGAGGUCUGGAGGUGUGGAGCCCGGGGCCUGUGGAGGAUCUGUGCCGGGCUCUGAAGCCGUCUGACGGGAUAUUUCCGUUAUUGUGUGGGUUAUCAGGAUGUUCUGUGAGAAAGCCGUGGAGUUGAUCAGAGAGCUGCAGCGGAGCGGCGACGGACAGCUGACAGCAUUUAAUGAGGAUGGACUGCGGCAGGUUCUGCAGGAGAUGGAGGCUCUCUAUGAACAGAACCAGACUGAUGUGAACGAGGCGAAGACCGCCGGUCGAUCUGAUCUGAUCCCGUCAAUCAAACUACGACACACCUGCCUGUUGAGGAACCAACGCUGUGUCACCGCCUACCUGUACGACCGGCUGCUGAGGAUCCGGGCGCUGCGCUGGGAGUACGGCAGCGUUCUGCCCGCCAACGUCCGCUUCCACCUGUGUGCCGACGAGCUGCAGUGGUUCAGUCAGUAUAAAAGGUCUCUGGCGUCCUUCAUGAAGUCUCUGGGGGACGGAGACGGACUAGACCUGACGCAGGACAUGAAGCCCCCCAAGACCCUCUACAUACAGGUGAGGUGUUUAAAGGAUCACGGAGAGUUUGAGAUCGAUGAUGGAACCAUAAUCCUGCUGAAGAAGAACAGUCAGCACUUCCUGCCGCGGUGGAAAUGCGAGCAGCUGAUUCGUCAGGGCGUCCUGGAGCACGUCGUGUCCUGAUCAGCUGAUCAAUUAUUAACCACGUCCCCUGAACACAACACUCUGAUUUCAAAAUAAAAGACUUCUGUUGGUAAA